CUCGACGUGGUCGUUGGACGUCAUGCAAUUAGUGAACAUCCCAUCGGGAAUGCUGACGUGCUCUCAGAGCCCACUGAGCCGAAACUUGUGGCUCUGUUGAGUGAUGCGGCGAUUCGAGCAGCUGAACUAGAAAUUACUGCGAUCAUCAAUAAGGUAUUGUGCUUGAUCCAAAUUGCGCACUUCAAUGAAACAAAUCAGAAGCUGUGA
Messenger RNA from Anisakis simplex (herring worm), 207 nucleotides. The record is from the annotation of a GenBank genome assembly. Lineage: Eukaryota; Metazoa; Nematoda; Chromadorea; Rhabditida; Anisakidae.